Molecule: messenger RNA, 2520 nt
Organism: Exophiala xenobiotica
Lineage: Eukaryota; Fungi; Ascomycota; Eurotiomycetes; Chaetothyriales; Herpotrichiellaceae
Exons: 1
Coding region: 816-1442 (208 amino acids)
Source: RefSeq, a predicted model, not a curated record
UUGGAGUGUCCUUGAUGAAUAUGAAUAUUCUCAAAAGCUUCCAACUUCGAUGCUGAAGAUCACGAAAGUGCAAAAGGACCUAAAAGCGACAAUCAUUCACGCAAGCCCAGCAGCUUUCAGACAUAGGCCUCGGCAAGUUGCGGUCUGAUAUCAUUCAUUCUGCUAUGCCGAAAACCAGACCUAGGAGCAUACGUUAUACUAGUCAUAUGAGCUCGUGAUGCUCUUGGUAACGGAAGCAACGGAACAGCCAACACGAUUGCUGAGCCUCGAGUAAGAGUAGUAGCUACGUACCUUGGAAGUACUACCUACGUAUGUGAGUACUUCGGCUACCAGUUCAUCUGCUCACGUGCUUCACGUGACAUCCUCUAGGAAGGGCGAGAUGGGAUCUAAGUGCAUGCAAGCAAAUUCUGUCCAGCCGAGGCGAUACAAUCUCGCGCAAACACCUGUACGUUUGAGAGUACCAGACCAAUGCUUCCUCGUUAUGGACACUUAAUGCAGCCGCAAAGAGUGUGAAGCUCCAAAGUCCCGCUUUUCUCUUUGGCGGGUCGCCGAGGAUGUCUUUCGCUAAAGCGAUUUGACCAGAGCAAAUCAGUUAGCCAGAAGACCAAACCAGCCAACGGGCGCUCUUUCGCUCGAUCCCUCCUCACACUCCCGAUCUUCAAGGCAAUUUAGCCUCGUAUUCAGCACAGGUCUCGUAGCUUCAGAGCUGUCUCUCAACAUGCGUUCGUCCAUCUCUGAUGAAUGCAGCACGCUCGUCGUCUCAUCAAACACUUGAAAGUCAACUUAUCUGAGGCGUCAAGCCUCCACAACCAGCCAUGAUCUCGACAUCCACCUCGAGACCGCAAUUCAUCCGGUCCAUAUCAGCCAGCUCGUCAAGAGACAAACCUCGGCUAUAUAUCGCUCUCUAUCCACGUGGCGGGUCCUCAACAGUCUCAUCUUUCCGCAGCAAUUUCGAUUGCGACUCGUACCACUGGUCGAUUGUCGUCGGACCGCAAACAGCCGAGAGAAAAGACCCUGGAGUCCGUUAUCAUAUCGCGCACACUGACCACGGCGCCCGCAAGUACUUCUACGAGGAACAAGACAUCCCUUCGAAUCCUGGAGCCCAAACCGGCCUGGUCCGCGUCACUGUCGCCAAAGUCACCGAUGAAUUCCGUUUGCAGUCCUUACUGAGGGACAUCGCUCUUCGAGAGGAUGACUCAGCAUUUAAUUGUCUCACGUGGGCCCGCGAGGCCUUCAUCAAAGUGUUGGAGGAUAACAAGUCCGUCAAGAGCUACCUGAAGCCCGAGGACUGGAGUGCCGUCGAGACUUGCGCCAGGAAGUAUUGCAAGCGAAAGCGGGAUGCCGGUCGGUUCCAGGAGGAACCCAACGGUGGUGCCCAUCAGUGGAAUGACAAGCAGAUCAGCACGUUCAACUUCUGGGAGAACCGGGAGACUACGCCUUGAUGUCUGUGGAGGAGACUGGAGGACCUCUCUCAACCAUUUUCAAAAAUAUCAGCUCGGUGCGGAGGUUCUCUUGCCGAGAUCAAGGCGCGAAAUCUUGGUAGCACGGCACGGACAGCUAGUGAGAAGGAGCGCACGACAGGAAUUGUUCUGAUGGCUACGGAGUACUCCUCGUCUCAAUGAGCCGUCCCUCUGACUAUUUCUAGCCAUCCUAAGCCCAACAAUGGUCCUUCACUGUCGAGAUCAAGAUGGCGAAAAGCUGCACCACGAUACUGACCACUUCUCCGUGACUAGGUCAUUGAGCUCACCAGAGGGCUCUUUGUACUACGUCGGUUGGUCACGCAGACUUCACUCUCGAGCUGUGAAGAAUUUACUCCAGCCGCUGUGGCCCAAAAGUCCAUCAGGUCUCGACGUGAUGAUUUGAUGGAUCAUAGAAAUGAAAUGCCCUCCCUGGGGCUAAGACACGGAAAUCAGCAGGACAGAUCAUCGCACAGCUGAUGCAUAACUUUCUGUUCGACACAGCCCGCAAAGCCAAUGUCAAUCUCAGUGACAUACGACACUGUGGAAACAAUCUCGUCUGGGGGAUGUGGCGUGGCAUUCCAAGUCAGAGCAAUAUAACAUAUCACGUCGACUUUGGGGGACAAUUGGGGUGUACUCUAAGCGAACACAUGCUUGCCGUUUGGUACCGAGGCCAGACACAGAGUAUAUCUGAAAACCGAAUGGUCAAAUAGUCUUCGACUGUUGUCAAUUUCGCGGCGCGAGGCUGAAUAUGCCAGGUGUGGCCAGCACUAUUAUUCCCUGAUCAGUGAGCACGUGGGAUCGCCAUCUACCAGUUUCAUGUGUCUGCUCGCCGAUCCGAAUUUCCAUGGACUGGGGAGUUGCAUUAAUCUAUCUUUGAAACCACUCAGGCUUGGGAUAUCUAGAUACCUUUCGGAUCAUCAAAUACCGAUGUUGCAUUCCGGCCAUAAUUAGCUCAAAUCCAGACCGGCCGAUCAGAAUAGUUUGGAAUCCGCUUGCAAACAUCACCAUUCCAUUGCUUGAAUUCCAUAUCCGGCCAAUAUUGACCUGUUGCUGAACCAGA